ACCCGGAAACGUCGGAGGGACCUAUUAUAGUGUUGCAAAAGCAGACCAGUCUGGUCGUCGGAAAAAUGUCUGACCAGAAACCAACGGUGGAUCCUGAAGUCCCCUUUGCCAAGAGAAUAGAUCCAAACAAAGAGGAUCUUACCAGGGACGAGUUCUACUUUAUCAGACAAGUGGAGCUCGCGCAAUGGAAGAAGAAAUCGCAGCAACUGAGGGGCCGUAAUAUUGCAACAGGACUUGGUAUCGGAGCCAUUGUAAUGGGAAUUUAUGCCUACACGUUUUACUCAGUGAAACAGGAGAAGAUCAUGGAUGAGCUGGAUGAGGAGGCCAAGAUAAGAGGGGCAAAGACAGGUGCCAACUGACAUGGCAAUCAGAAAACUUAGCUCAGAUGGACUGUGUGGUGUGCCAGGUAUCCUAUCUACUUUACUGGAAUGGUCGAAGGGACUAAUGCAGAAGCUACACCUUAUUCCACUGCUAGACAUUGUCAACUUUCAAAGAGGCAGCAUUGGACCUGUUUUGCCCAGGAUCUGUAGGUUAUGUAAUUAUGUUGCUGACUUAAGCGUCUUCAUUGUGAUUAAACAUGUGUAACAGGGUUAUAUUGGUGAUUCCCCUUGCUACUUUAUUGUUAAGCCAAUGGGUUUUGGUUUUAGAUUUGUCCUGCCUUCACCUACUCAACAUGGCAUCUUAUUGGCUGGUUUGCGUACGAGGGGGGAUGUUCCAGUUAGAAUCGUCACAGUGAACAAGCACCAAACCAGCGGUAAGUUGUUGGUUGCAAAGCACUGCACGUCAAAAGGGAUUUUUAUACUCCCAAGUGAUGUUUUAAAUGUACAAUUUAUAUCAAUUUGUUUGUAAAUGUUAUUGGAACAUCACACAUAAGAUACAGCGUUUUUUGUUGCAUAUUUGUUAUGCAUUUUGUUGUAGAGAAUUCCACCUAAUACUAGCUAGCAACUUACUGUGUCUGGGGGGGGGGGGGUCGUAUAUUUUGCACAGUGCGUCACAUGCAGAGUUGGAUGGUGAGUUGUGCAUUGCAUGACAUGCAAUUUUGUGCUGUUUCUAUCAGAAUAAAGCUCCAUGACUGGUGCUACAAGUUGGA
Messenger RNA from Oncorhynchus kisutch (coho salmon), 1090 nucleotides. Its product is annotated as cytochrome c oxidase assembly factor 3 homolog, mitochondrial-like. The coding region runs from base 66 to 359 and encodes 97 amino acids. Gene Ontology annotation, biological process: mitochondrial respiratory chain complex IV assembly. NCBI's taxonomy places the organism in Eukaryota, Metazoa, Chordata, Actinopteri, Salmoniformes, Salmonidae. The transcript has 2 exons. Gene Ontology annotation, cellular component: mitochondrial inner membrane. The record is from RefSeq and is a predicted model, not a curated record.